Messenger RNA from Poecilia latipinna (sailfin molly), 6436 nucleotides. RefSeq names its product sodium channel protein type 2 subunit alpha-like. The record is from RefSeq and is a predicted model, not a curated record. Gene Ontology annotation, cellular component: voltage-gated sodium channel complex; plasma membrane. The transcript is spliced from 28 exons. Gene Ontology annotation, molecular function: voltage-gated sodium channel activity. Gene Ontology annotation, biological process: sodium ion transmembrane transport; neuronal action potential; membrane depolarization during action potential. Lineage: Eukaryota; Metazoa; Chordata; Actinopteri; Cyprinodontiformes; Poeciliidae. Bases 350 to 6403 code for a protein of 2017 amino acids.
ACGGUCCCCGUGUUAACGACACUCACUCCCAGACCGCCGAGCCGUGCCUAACCAACCGGAAGCGCGGAAUGAUUUCUCCACGGCAAGCAAGGGCGGAUAAAAAAAGGAGGGGAGAAAAAAGCAUCAAAGAGUCGCUUAUUAGAUGAUUAACCGUUCGUCUAGCGGGAUUUCACAAAAGAAGGGGGAAAGCCUUUAAAUCUCGCAUUGACUGACCAUCCAUUUAAUCACUGUAGGAUUAUUCUUUUGGAUAUGGGAUCUACCUUCAGGGUCCCCACCUGCUGGGCACCGUAAUGGUGCUCUCUUCCAUAGCUGAGCUCCUCGCUGCCCUCUGAAGGAGCAGGAUGACAAGAUGGCGCAGCUGCUUGUACCGCCCGGACCAGACAGCUUCCGCCCCUUCGUCCCCGAGUCGCUGGCCGCCAUCGAGAGGCGCAUCGCCGAGGAGGAGGCCCGGCGACCCCGGGCGGAGCGCCGCAGCGACGAUGACGAUGAAAACGGGCCCAAGCCCAACAGCGACCUGGAGGCGGGGAAAUCCCUGCCCUUCAUCUACGGGGACAUCCCUCCAGGCAUGGUGUCAACCCCUCUGGAGGACCUGGAUCCCUUCUACAGCAACCAGAAGACCUUCAUAGUAUUGAAUCGUGGGAAGGCAAUCUUCCGUUUCAAUGCCACUUCUGCCUUGUACAUCCUAAACCCCUUCAACCCUCUGAGGAGGAUAGCUAUUAAAGUUUUAGUGCACUCGAUGUUCAGCAUGUUGAUCAUGUUCACCAUUCUGACCAACUGUGCUUUCAUGACCCUGAGUAACCCCCCAGAGUGGGCAAAGAAUGUAGAGUACACAUUCACAGGGAUUUACACCUUCGAGUCCCUUAUAAAGAUCCUGGCCAGGGGCUUUUGUGUGGGGAAGUUCACCUUCCUGCGGGAUCCAUGGAACUGGCUUGACUUUAGCGUCAUCCUCAUGGCGUAUAUAACAGAGUUUGUAAACCUAGGCAAUGUUUCAGCUCUGCGCACAUUCAGAGUUUUGCGAGCUUUGAAAACUAUCUCAGUAAUCCCAGGCCUGAAGACCAUCGUUGGCGCUCUGAUCCAGUCGGUGAAGAAGCUGUCGGACGUGAUGAUCCUCACCGUGUUCUGCCUCAGCGUCUUUGCUCUGAUCGGCCUACAGCUCUUCAUGGGCAACCUGAGGCAGAAGUGUGUGCGCGUGCCAAACUUCAGCAACGCCAGCAGCAGCAACAGCAGCAACGACACGGGCCUGUUCAACACCACACUGAACUGGACCGAGUUCAUCAGUGAUGAGAGUAAUUACUAUCACCUCCCUGGCCGUAGGGAUGCUCUGCUCUGUGGAAACGGCAGCGGUGCCGGACUCUGUCCAGAGGGCUUUAUGUGUCUGAAAACGGGCCGUAACCCAGACUACGGCUACACGAGCUUCGACACCUUCAGCUGGGCCUUCCUCUCCCUUUUCCGACUCAUGACGCAGGACUUCUGGGAAAACCUCUACCAGCAGACUUUGCGCGCUGCAGGGAAACCCUACAUGAUCUUCUUUGUGCUGGUGAUCUUCCUGGGCUCCUUUUACCUCAUUAACCUGAUCCUGGCUGUGGUAGCCAUGGCUUACGACGAACAGAACCAGGCCACCAUCGAGGAGGCUCAGCAAAAGGAGGAGGAGUUCCAAGCCAUGCUGGAGCAGCUGAAAAGGCAGCAGGAGGAGGCGCAGGUUGCCGCGGCAGCAGCCACCGAGAGCGGCGAGUACAGCGGGAGAGGGGGCCCCACCUCCGAGUCCUCCUCGGGGACGUCCAAGCUGAGCUCGAAGAGCGCCAAGGAGCGACGCAACAGGCGGAAGAAGAGGAAGCAGCGUGAGGAGGAGGAGGAGAGGGGCGUGUGCGACAAGUUCCACAAGUCCAUGUCCGAGGACAGCAUCAAGAGGUCCAGCUUCCGCUUCUCCAUCGAUGCCAACCGCCUCUCCUAUGAGAAAAGAUGCUCCUCACCCAACCAGUCUCUCCUCAGCGUCCGCGGUUCCGUCUUCUCGCCGCGGAGGAACAGCCGCACCAGCCUGUUCAGCUUCCGCGGCCGAGCCCGAGACAUGGGCUCCGAGAACGACUUCGCCGAUGACGAGCACAGCACCUUCGAGGAGAACGACAGUCGCCGAGGGUCCUUGUUCCUGCCACGGCGCCUGGAGCGGCGAUGCAGCGCCGUCAGCCAGACCAGCUUGGGGGCGCCACGGAUUGUGCUGCCCGCCAACGGAAAGAUGCACUGCUCCGUAGACUGCAACGGCGUGGUGUCGCUGGUCGGUGGGACAUCUGUAACAACCUCCCCUGUAGGUCUCCUGCUGCCUGAGGGAACAACAACAGAUACUGAGAUAAAGAAGCGCCGAUCAGGAUUCCUUCAGCCUUCCAUGGACUAUUUAGAUGAACCGGGGGGGCGCCAGAGAGCCAUGAGCGUGGCCAGUAUACUCACCAACACCAUGGAAGAGCUGGAGGAGUCGAGACAGAAGUGCCCGCCCUGCUGGUAUAGAUUCGCCAACACCUGCCUGAUCUGGGACUGUAACCCGGCAUGGCUGAAAAUCAAAGAGUUUGUCAGCAUGGUGGUCAUGGAUCCCUUCGUGGAUCUAGCGAUCACCGUUUGCAUUGUCCUCAACACUCUUUUUAUGGCCAUGGAGCAUUACCCCAUGACCCCUGAGUUUGCUAACCUCCUUUCAAUCGGAAACCUGGUGUUCACAGGGAUCUUCACGGCAGAAAUGUGCUUCAAGAUCAUCGCUCUGGAUCCCUACUAUUACUUUCAGGAGGGCUGGAACAUCUUUGAUGGCAUCAUUGUCAGUCUCAGUCUCAUGGAGCUUGGCUUGGCUAAUGUAGAGGGCCUGUCUGUGCUCAGAUCCUUCAGAUUGCUGAGGGUCUUCAAGCUAGCCAAGUCGUGGCCCACUCUGAACAUGCUGAUCAAGAUCAUUGGCAACUCCGUGGGUGCCCUGGGCAACCUGACGCUGGUGCUGGCCAUCAUCGUGUUCAUCUUUGCUGUGGUGGGCAUGCAGCUGUUCGGCAAGAGCUACAAGGAGUGCGUGUGCAAGAUUUCAGAAGACUGCGAGCUGCCGCGCUGGCACAUGCACGACUUCUUCCACUCCUUCCUCAUCGUGUUCCGGGUGCUGUGCGGGGAGUGGAUCGAGACCAUGUGGGACUGCAUGGAGGUGGCAGGGCAGACGAUGUGCAUCAUCGUCUUCAUGAUGGUCAUGGUGAUCGGAAACCUCGUGGUCCUUAACCUUUUCCUGGCCCUCCUCCUGAGCUCGUUCAGCGCAGACAACCUGGCGGCCACCGACGAUGACAGUGAGAUGAACAACCUCCAGAUCGCCGUCGGCCGCAUCCAGCGGGGCAUCUCCUAUGUCAAAACCAAAGCGCGGCAGUUCCUCCAGAGUCUCUGCUUCGACAGAGGCAAGGGCUCCGGCCUGGCCGAGGAGAGCAAACCCCUGGACGACCUGCAAAGCAACGGGAAGGGGAACUGCAUUUCCAACCACACGCCACUGGAGAUCACCAAAGACCCUAGUGGGUUGUACAUGAUGGAGGGCAAUGGGAAGCCGGGGGGGCUGGUGGUUGCGGUAGGCGGGGACACCACGAGCAAGUACCCAAUGGAAGAAUGCGACUACAUGUCCUUCAUCCACAACCCCAGCCUUACGGUGACCGUGCCCAUCGCUGUGGGGGAGUCGGACUUUGAAAACCUGAACACGGAGGAUUUCAGCAGCGACUCUUCUGACGUGGAGGGCAGCAAAGAGAAGCUCGACAUAGACCCCCAACCCCUGAGCUCAUCAGAAGGGAGCACAGUGGAUAUUCGACCCCCAGGAGACGGGGCCGAAUCCGUGGAACUGGAGCCAGAGGAGUCGUUGGACCCCGAGGCCUGCUUUACAGAAGGCUGUGUGAGCAGAUUCCAGUGCUGCCAGGUCAGCGAGGAAGUGGGCUGGUUCAAGAGCUGGUGGACGCUCAGGAAAACCUGCUUUAUCAUUGUGGAGCACAACUGGUUUGAGUCCUUUAUCAUCUUUAUGAUCCUCCUUAGCAGUGGAGCGCUGGCUUUCGAAGACAUUUACAUUGAGCAGCGGCGGACCAUCAAAACCGUGCUGGAGUACGCAGACAAGGUCUUCACUUACAUCUUCAUCCUGGAGAUGCUGCUGAAGUGGGUGGCGUAUGGCUUCGUUAAGUACUUCACCAAUGCAUGGUGCUGGCUUGACUUCCUCAUUGUAGAUGUGUCCUUGGUGAGCCUCGUAGCAAAUGCUCUGGGCUACUCUGAACUCAGCGCCAUCAAAACUCUGAGGACACUGCGAGCCCUCCGGCCCCUGAGGGCCCUGUCUCGGUUUGAGGGCAUGAGGUCAAACAAAAAUGUUGUGACUUCAUCCCGCCUCUCUAAGGUUGUGGUGAACGCUCUACUUGGCGCCAUCCCCUCCAUCAUGAACGUGCUCUUGGUUUGCCUCAUCUUCUGGCUGAUCUUCAGCAUCAUGGGCGUCAACCUCUUUGCGGGGAAGUACUACCACUGCGUCAACACCACCACAGACGAGCUCUUCCCCAUCAGCGUCGUCAACAACAAGUCGGAUUGCCUGAAGUUGGUUAACAAUAGCGCCCGCUGGAAGAACGUCAAAAUCAACUUUGACAACGUCGGAGCUGGUUACCUGGCUCUGCUGCAAGUGGCGACAUUUAAAGGCUGGAUGGACAUCAUGUAUGCUGCUGUGGACUCUAGAGAUUUGGAGGAGCAGCCUGAGUAUGAAGUGAACCUGUACAUGUACCUCUACUUUGUCAUCUUCAUCAUCUUUGGCUCCUUCUUCACUCUAAAUCUGUUUAUUGGCGUCAUCAUCGAUAACUUCAACCAGCAGAAAAAAAAGUUUGGAGGUCAAGAUAUCUUCAUGACAGAAGAACAGAAGAAAUACUACAAUGCCAUGAAGAAGUUGGGUUCAAAGAAGCCACAAAAGCCGAUUCCUCGGCCAACGAACGCAUUUCAAGGCUUUGUGUUUGACUGUGUCACAAAGCAGGCAUUCGAUAUUGUAAUCAUGAUCCUCAUCUGCCUUAACAUGGUGACGAUGAUGGUAGAGACGGAUGACCAAACCAAGGAAAUGGACAAAAUCCUCUACUGGAUCAACCUGGUUUUUAUUGUGCUUUUCACCGGGGAGUGUGCACUCAAAAUGAUUUCUCUGCGACACUUUUACUUCACUGUUGGCUGGAACAUAUUUGACUUUGUGGUAGUGAUUCUUUCAAUUGUAGGUAUGUUUUUAUCCGAAGUUAUUGAGAAGUACUUUGUAUCCCCAACGUUGUUCCGAGUGAUCCGACUCGCCCGGAUAGGCCGCAUCCUCCGCCUUAUAAAAGGUGCCAAGGGCAUCCGGACGCUCCUCUUUGCCUUGAUGAUGUCACUCCCUGCCUUGUUCAACAUCGGCCUUCUUCUUUUCUUGGUUAUGUUUAUCUAUGCUAUCUUCGCAAUGUGCAACUUUGCAUACGUCAAGAGAGAGUCGGGGAUCGACGACAUGUUCAACUUUGAGACCUUCGGGAACAGCAUGAUCUGCUUGUUCCAGAUCACGACAUCAGCUGGGUGGGACGGCCUGUUGGCGCCCAUCCUGAACAAAAGAGAGCCAGACUGUGACAGCAAGAUCGAGCACCCUGGGAACUUCUACAAAGGCAAUUGCGGUAACCCUUCAGUGGGCAUCUUUUUCUUCGUCAGCUACAUCAUCAUUUGCUUUCUGAUUGUGGUCAACAUGUAUAUCGCCGUCAUCCUGGAGAACUUCAGUGUGGCCACAGAGGAGAGCGCUGAACCACUAAGCGAGGACGAUUUUGAGAUGUUCUACGAAGUGUGGGAGCGCUUCGAUCCUGACGCCACUCAGUUUGUGGAGUACAACAAGCUUUCUGACUUUGCAGAUGCCCUCGAUCCACCGCUUCGCAUUGCCAAACCCAACAUGAUCCAGCUCAUAGCCAUGGAUCUGCCAAUGGUGAGUGGUGAACGCAUCCACUGCCUAGACAUCUUGUUCGCUUUCACCAAACGAGUUUUGGGCGAAGGUGGGGAGAUGGACAUGCUGCGUGGACAGAUGGAGGAGCGUUUCAUGGCCUCCAACCCCUCUAAAGUGUCCUACGAGCCAAUUACCACCACCUUGCGCCGCAAGCAGGAGGAAAUGUCGGCCAUAGUUAUCCAGAGAGCUUUCCGGCGCUACAUGAUCCAACAGGCCAUGAAAAAGGCCUCCGCUCUCUACAAAGAGCAGCUAAAGGAGGGUGUCCGCGACCCAGACAAGGAUGUGAUGGUCAUCAGCAAGUUCAACGAGAACUCCACCUCAGACAAAACAGACAUGACUCCGUCUACCGCCUCUCCACCCUCCUACAACAGCGUGACGAAGUCGGACAAGGACAAAUACGAAAAAGAAAACAAGGAAAAGGAAAACAAAGGGAAAGACUUGAAAGACAGAAAAAAAUAGACUUCUACAAAACGGAACAAACAAUGCAUCAGA